Saccostrea echinata is the source of this 1394-nucleotide messenger RNA. Its product is annotated as astacin-like metalloendopeptidase. The transcript has 9 exons. NCBI's taxonomy places the organism in Eukaryota, Metazoa, Mollusca, Bivalvia, Ostreida, Ostreidae. The coding region runs from base 93 to 1277 and encodes 394 amino acids. Gene Ontology annotation, molecular function: metalloendopeptidase activity; zinc ion binding. Gene Ontology annotation, cellular component: membrane. The record is from RefSeq and is a predicted model, not a curated record. Gene Ontology annotation, biological process: proteolysis.
GUCGUUAAUUUAAUUGUUUCUUGUGAAUGCGCAUGUGCCUUGAAGACUUAUAAAAGGGUAAAGUUCCUGAGAUAGAGUGCCACAUUGUCAUCAUGUUGUCCACUUCAAACAUUGUCCUUCUCUUCGUUGCUGUCGUUGGUGUGUUUGCGCUCCCCGGGCAAAAAAGAAACAUCAUCACUGACAGCAACCGGCUAUGGUCAAAUGGAAAAGUCCCAGUUACCUUCGAUUCCAGUGUUGUUGGUUCAAUGAAAGAGAAGGUCCUUGCAGCUAUGCAGGAAAUCUCCUUUUCAACACAUUCUAAUGGUCAGACUUGUGUCCAGUUUGUCCCCAGAACACAGGAAAAGGACUACGUUGUCUUUACUUCAGUAGUUUAUGGGUCAGGGGACAGUUUGCCAGGCCGUCUAGGUGGAGUCCAGUAUGUCCACUUGUACCAAGAUGCUGCUAAAGCUGACAUUAUGCAGCUCAUUAUGUAUCUAUUAGGUUUCUUCAAUGAAUUCCGCCGUCCUGACAGAGACAGCCAAGUUACUGUUCAUGUCGACAACAUCGCUCCAGAAUACAGAGGAUUUUUCGAAAUUACAAACGAUACCACCUUCUUUAACUAUCCAUUCGACUUUGAAUCCAUUACCUUCUUCUUCCCAUAUGCCUGGGCCAUUGAUCCAUCCAGACCCACACUUACACCUAAAUACGACUCUGUCACAAUCCCAUACAAACUCUCCCUUAGCAAAUAUGACAUUCUGAACAUCCAGAGGGAAUACAAAUGUGGAGUUGAGAACGGAAAUCAGAUCGACCUGCUGGAUGGAACUGUUUCCUUUUGCAACUUUGAGUUUGAUCUAUGUGAGUGGACACAGUUGACAGAUGACGAUUUCGACUUCCAAAGAAUAAAGGGACCAGGUCCCAAUAGCAACUUUACUGGCCCAAUGGCUGAUUACAGCAGCGGAAAUGGCUACUACAUCUUUGCCGAAGCAACGGGCGAACAUAAUGAGGAAGCACGAGUUAUCUCCCCUACCCUGAAAGCCGGUGAAUACUGUCUCCGAUUUUACUACUUCUUGUACGGUCAAGAUAUCCACAAGUUCAGAAUUAACACAAGAGUGGGUGCAGUUGAUACCGUCCUGGACUCAUUGGAGGGGAAUCAGGGAGGAAGCUGGCACACGUACUCUAGAGAUAUUAAAAUGAACACAGACUUCCAGAUCUUCUUGGAAGCCAUCAUUGGAGGAACAGACAACGGGGAUAUGGCAUUUGAUGAUGUCUACAUCUUCCGUGGCCGCUGUAUAGCUUAAACUAGAUACAGUUAAAUUUAGCAUUGGGACUUACUAAUGUCCCAAAUGACUUACAUUUCUUUGAUCAAAGUUUUGUUUUCUUUGCAGUAACAUCGAUAGAACUCUCAAAUCUUUGUG